This is a messenger RNA of Striga hermonthica, 714 nucleotides long. NCBI's taxonomy places the organism in Eukaryota, Viridiplantae, Streptophyta, Magnoliopsida, Lamiales, Orobanchaceae. The record is from the annotation of a GenBank genome assembly.
AUGGCGGCUAAAACCUUAGUCUGCAAUACCUUCGCGCCCAAAAAUGUUGUUGGAGCUAACUAUCGGGCUCCCGUUGGGCCUUGCGCCGUUUUUUUCCGUUCCGCCGGUAACUUGGGAUCAAGUCGGAGGCCAUUUCCUGUUGUCAGAGCUCAGGCCGCCGGCGAAAACAAGGAUUCUGCGGUGGACGUCCACCACGUCAGCGGAGGUCAGAGCGGCGGAGAAAAUCAGGGCCCCUCCGCUGGUCGGCGGCUUCGGAGGUUGGCGCUCGAUGACUCUCCUUUUGACUUGCUCGACACACUAUCUCCCAUAUUGUCCGUGCGCCAGAUGCUCGACACCGUGGACCAAAUGCUCGAAGACUUAACCAUACUUCCCGGGACAUCGCCAGCUAGGACAAACAAGAAACGAGCCCCGUGGGAUGUGACUGAAGAUGAGAACGAAAUCAAGAUUCGCAUAGACAUGCCGGGACUUUCAAAGGAGGACGUUCGGGUCUCGGUUGAGGAUGAUGAUGUGCUCGUCAUAAAGGGCGAACGAAAAAGCCAGCGAUGUGGAGGUGAAGAGGAGGAAGAGUCAUACAGCUCGUACGGGACGAGGCUGAGGCUCCCGGACGAUUGCCUGAAGGAUAAGGUAAGGGCUGAGAUGAAUAAUGGGGUGCUUUAUGUGUACGUACCCAAGGGUAAGGUUGAGAAGAAGGUGAUUGAUGUGGAGAUUAAGUAG